CACGCUUAUAAGACGUAAACGCUCGCUCGGAGGAGUAUUCCCAAGGCAAGAGCACGGAAGUGAUCCACCUCUUGCCUCUCCUCCUCUCGAUCCGCGUCUGAUGGCAAACCUCGCCCCGAAGGAAGCCAAUCGCCCCCGGCUGGAUGAAGAAAGCAGAGGAGGCGAGGUGGCGGAGGCCGCUCUGGCGACACGCGAAGCGGGGAACCGGUGGUGGAGGUCGAGAAAGCUUCUCUUGGCCGCCAACUACACGAUCCUCUUCGUGGGCUCCCUCUCCUCCUCGCUCCUCUCGCGAUACUACUUCGUCCACGGCGGCUCCAACCGGUGGGUCUCCACUCUGGUUCAGUCGGCCGGGUUCCCCUUCCUCCUCCUUCCCAUAUGCCUCGCCUCGUCUCCCUCCUCCCGUCCUUUCUCCGGCCUCACUCCGCGCCUCCUCUAUCUGUCCCUCUUCGUCGGCCUCCUUUUGGGCGUCAACAACCUGCUCUUCUCCUGCAGCGUGUCCUACCUGUCGGUCUCCACUUCCUCGCUGCUCCUGUCGUCGCAGCUCGGCUUCACGCUCCUCCUCUCCGCGCUCCUCGUCCGCCAUCCCUUGACCUUCUCCAACCUCAACUGCGUCGUUCUUCUGACCCUCAGCUCCGUCCUCCUCGCCUUGAACUCGAAACACGACCGCCCCGACGGCGUCGACCGGGCCCACUUCUUCCUCGGCUUCGCCGCCACCCUCGGCGCCGCGGGGCUCUUCGCGGUGUACCUCCCGCUCAUGCAGCUGGUCUACCGCGAGGUGAGCGGGUACCGGAUGGUGGUGGAGGUGCAGGUGCUGAUGGAGGCGGCGGCGACGGCGCUGGCGGCGACAGGGAUGUUCGCCACCGGCGGGUGGCGGAGGGAGGGCAAGUGGAACCUCGGCGUCGCCCGGUACUGGGUGGUGGUGGCGGCCACGGUGGCGGCCUGGCAGCUCUGCUUCUUGGGCACCGCCGGUAUGGUGUACCUGACGUCCUCCGUGAACAGCGGCAUCUGCAUGACGGCGCUGCUGUCGGUCAACGUGGUGGGCGGCGUGCUGGUGUUCGGCGACGCGUUCGGCGGCGGCAAGGCCGUGGCCAUGGCGCUCUGCAUCUGGAGCUUCAGCUCUUACCUCUACGGAGAGUACAAGAAGAAGAAGGAGGAGGAGGUGGUGGUGGCGGCGGAAAUUGCGGAAGGCAAGGAGGAAGAUGAUAGUGGGGGGAGUGCAGCGGGCGAUGGCAAUGCAUGAACAGUGCAAAGAUGCUUCUUCCUUUUCUUUCUUUCUGCAUCAUAAUUUUGUCCCUAAGUGUAAUGGAAGCUUCCUGUAUUAUAAAUGGGUGCAAAGUAUUAGUAGUGGGCAGUUGGCUCAGAUA
Molecule: messenger RNA, 1364 nt
Organism: Musa acuminata subsp. malaccensis (wild Malaysian banana)
Lineage: Eukaryota; Viridiplantae; Streptophyta; Magnoliopsida; Zingiberales; Musaceae
Product: probable purine permease 4
Cellular component (GO): membrane
Molecular function (GO): purine nucleoside transmembrane transporter activity
Source: RefSeq, a predicted model, not a curated record